AUGCCGUCAACCAUCAAUCCUGACCUAAUCGCUGUUCGGGAGCGCCGAGCAACUGUGAUAGACAUAAGCGUAGUCUGGGAUGGGCGUGGAGUGACUGAGUGGACCUUACGUCAACGUUUUGGUACACCAACCAAUGAUCAUUUCUUAUUGAGGGAUCUGCUUUCCGUCAAGGCUGGCAUUCGACUGGGACAUCCUAAUUCAGUGACUUGUGUUCGCUUGCCAUUUCUCACUCUCAGCGUACUUAUGACAUUUUUGUGCGUCGUACAUGGCACUGAUCGUUCACUCUUGCGACUGGCUUUCACACCUGACCCAAUGACGGAUACUUUGUGCCUGAUGUGCGAGUCUGAAGCAUACACCAUCUUCGGGGAAUUGGGAGCAUCUACGUUGACGUCCUUCAUCACGCAUGACCUAAUCGCUGUUCGGGAGCGCCGAGCAACUGUGAUAGACAUAAGCGUAGUCUGGGAUGGGCGUGGAGUGACUGAGUGGAGUGAGAAGUAG
Messenger RNA from Opisthorchis viverrini, 498 nucleotides. RefSeq lists its product as hypothetical. Bases 1 to 498 code for a protein of 165 amino acids. The transcript has 4 exons. The record is from RefSeq and is a predicted model, not a curated record. Lineage: Eukaryota; Metazoa; Platyhelminthes; Trematoda; Opisthorchiida; Opisthorchiidae.